Cololabis saira (Pacific saury) is the source of this 10277-nucleotide messenger RNA. RefSeq names its product APC regulator of WNT signaling pathway 2 (gene apc2). Gene Ontology annotation, biological process: Wnt signaling pathway; cell fate specification; regulation of cell differentiation. The record is from RefSeq and is a predicted model, not a curated record. NCBI's taxonomy places the organism in Eukaryota, Metazoa, Chordata, Actinopteri, Beloniformes, Belonidae. Bases 63 to 7655 code for a protein of 2530 amino acids. The transcript is spliced from 14 exons. Gene Ontology annotation, molecular function: beta-catenin binding; microtubule binding; gamma-catenin binding. Gene Ontology annotation, cellular component: cytoplasmic microtubule; beta-catenin destruction complex; catenin complex.
UCCUCAUCGUCAGUGAUUUCCAGCUCUGCUCGGAUCAUGAGGCGGCGCUGCGGAGUCUGAACAUGGCUUCCUACGACCAGCUGGCCCUCCAGGUGGAGGUUCUCCGGAAGGAGAACUCCCACCUGCGGAGGGAGCUGGAGGACAACUCCAACCACCUGUCCAAGCUGGAGACGGAGACGUUCGGCAUGAAGGAGGUGCUGAAGCAGCUGCAGAGUAAACUGGAGCAGGAGGCGGGAACUCUGGCGUCGUCUGGGAGGAGCGACGUUCUGCACCAGCUCAAAGAGCUCCACAUGGACCUCACCAACUACUACGAGCUCAAACACCAACCCCACAACCUGCGGCUGCUGACGGGCGGCCUUGGGGGGCCGGGGCUCCCCGGGCUCCCGGGGCUCCAGGGGCCGGGGCUGGGCGGGGCCGGGGACGACCACCUGGCCCUGCCCCCGUCCUCCAGCUGCUCGUCCUCCUCCUCCAUGGCGGCGGGUCGGGCCAGGAACCCCCUGAGGCCGGCGUCCCGCCAGAGCCUGGCGUCCGGCGGGGACGUCCUGUCCGCCGCCGCCUCCAUCAUGAUGCCGCAUCACUUCCUGGACGGGGCCCCGCCCAAGACGGCGGUGAUUAGCGGAGCAGACGGACGACUGAGCGACCAUCACCUGGAGGAGCUGUACAAGGAGAGGAACCUCCUGCUGGGGGAGAUCGACCGGGAGGAGCGGGAGCGUUGCUGGUACUUCAGCCAGCUGGAGGCGCUGUCGCAGAAACUGGCUCAGCUGCCGCGCAUCGACACGUUUUCCCUGCAGAUGGAUCUGAUCCGGCAGCAGCUGGAGUUCGAGGUCCAGCAGGUCCGAUCCGUGAUGGAGGAGCGCUUCGGCUCCAGCGACGAGAUGGUGCAGAGGACUCAGGUGCGCGUCGCUCGCCUGGAGCAGCUGGAGAAGGAGCUGCAGGAGAUCCGAGGAAACCAGGAGACCCAGCUGCAGCUCUCUGGAGCAGAGAAGCCCCCUGCUGGAGAGCCGGAGAACUGCAGCUCGUCCUCGGCUGCAGCAGCAGACGCCGCGGACGGAGGCAGCAAGGUGGAGAUGGUCUUCUGGCUGCUGUCCAUGCUGGCCAACAGGGACAAGGAGGAGAUGUCCCGCACUCUGCUGGCUCUGUCCAGCUCCCAGGACAGCUGCAUCGCCAUGAGGAAGUCCGGCUGCGUGCCCCUGCUGGUCCAGAUCCUGCACGAGGCCCCGGGCGACGGCAGCGCCGGUCCCGGAGAGACCACGGCGGGCGGCGCGCCCAAGGGCUGCAGCCGCGAGGCCAAGUCCCGGGCCAGCGCCGCCCUGCACAACAUCAUCUACUCGCAGCAGGACGAGGGCCAGGCCCGCCGGGAGAUGCGGGUGCUGCACAUGCUGGAGCAGGUCCGGACCUACUGCGACAGCGGCUGGGACUGGAUCGAGAGCCACGCCGCCACGCCUUCCCCUGGGGGAACCAAGACCACAGAUAUUCCUGAACCCGUGGACCCUCAGAUCUGCCAGGCCAUGUGUGCCAUCAUGAAGCUUUCCUUCGAGGAGGAGUACCGGCGAGCCAUGAACGAAUUAGGGGGCCUGCAGGUGGUGGCAGAUCUGAUCCACCUGGACCAGGACAUGUACGGCGUCCAGAACGACCCCAUCAACAUGGCGCUGCGCCGCUACUCCGGGAUGGCUAUGACCAAUCUCACCUUCGGGGACGUCGUCAACAAGGCCACCCUGUGCUCAAAGAAGAGCUGCCUCCAGGCUCUGGUGGCCCAGCUGGCCUCCGACAGCGAGGAGCUCCAUCAGGUGGUGUCCAGCAUCCUGAGGAACCUGUCCUGGAGGGCCGACAUCAGCAGCAAGAGGGUCCUGAGGGACAUCGGCUGCGUGUCCGCUCUGAUGACCUGUGCGCUGCAGGCAACCAAGGAGUCCACCCUGAAGAGUCUCCUGAGCGCUCUGUGGAACCUGUCCGCUCACAACAUCGACAACAAGGUGGCCAUCUGCUCGGUGGACGGCGCUCUGGGCUUCCUGGUCAGCACCCUGACGUACCGCUGCCAGACCAACUCGCUGGCCAUCAUCGAGAGCGGCGGAGGGAUCCUCCGAAACGUGUCCAGCCUCAUCGCCACACGGGAGGACUACAGGCAAGUCUUGAGGGACCACAACUGCCUCCAGACUCUCCUGCAGCACCUCCGCUCCCACAGCCUGACCAUCGUAAGCAACGCCUGCGGGACCCUCUGGAACCUCUCCGCCAGAAGUUGCAAAGACCAGGAACUGCUGUGGGACCUUGGCGCCGUCAGCAUGCUGCGCAACCUUAUUCACUCCAAGCACAAGAUGAUAGCCAUGGGCAGCGCCGCGGCUUUGAGGAACCUCCUCACCAAUCGACCCCUGAAGUACAAAGAUGCUGCAGUGGUGUCUCCUGGAUCCUGCAUGCCGUCGCUCUACAUGAGGAAACAGAAGGCGCUGGAGGCAGAGUUGGACGCUAAACACCUAUCGGAGACUUUCGAUACCCUUGAGAAACAGAGCCCAAAGCACCUGACCCUCAACAAGCCCCUACGGCAAAUUGAAAGUCUGGCAAAGGAUUACGCGUCUGAUUCAGGGUGUUUUGAUGACGACGAGGGGCCCAACAUCUCCAGCAGCCUGGAAACCGGUAGCUUUUCCAUGCUGUCGAUGUUCCUCACCAACUCCAACCUUCAGCAAAACCAAGCUCGUAAGAGGGACAGCGAACCUGAGCGGGACUUAAACCCGUCUCAGAUGGCUGACAAGAGACACGCUCCUCCUGAAGACGUGGUCUGUGCUGCUGCUGAAAAGCUUGCGAAAAAGAUCACCCACACUGUCGCCAAGAUCGACAGACUGGUGGAGGACAUCACCAUGCACACCUCCUCCGAGGACAGUUUGAGCCUCAGCUCCGAGGACCAUCUGGCAGACUGGCCGUACGGACUGGACGAACUCAACGAGGCUCGGGCGAACUCGUGCUCCCCUUGCUGUCUUUCUGAUACCAGCAGCUUGGCGCACAGAGAGCGCCUCAGCAGAGCCCACGCUCUCCUGCGCCUCAAAACUGCACAAUCAAGCGUAUCGACGGACAGCCUGAACAGCGGCAGCACCAGCGAUGGCUACUGCGGCAGCAAAGACCAGAUCCGGCCCAAUCCAAGAGCGCUAAUGAUGCAACAACGACCCAACCAGCUUGACCUCAAGGUGGCUCAUCAAGAGUACCUGAACGUAGGACCUGCCAUGCUGCACGACACCAGCCAUCAGGAUAUUCCGGAGAGGGAUUCUGUGGACAAUAAAGAUGUGAAGGAUGUGGAUCUCAACACGGACACAGAAAAGAACCAAGAACCGCCGUUACAAACACCCGUCAGUGCGUCCACUAAAAUGUCUUCUGACGUCAGCAUGACGUCAAUUAAACUGUCUCCUUCUUACCAACAAGUCCCACUGAUUCAGAGUGUGACUAAAUUCGGCGUUGCAAAGACAGCCAUCAAUGUCCAGGCUGCCCAAGCAAUGAGGAGACAGGCAUGGGUACCCACUGUGAUGACUGGGGGUAGUAUUACAAAAUUUCCUCCAGUGACUUCCACCAGAAGUCCAACCAUCGGAGCGAUGGAGACGGUGCAGAAAUACUCUGUGGAAAACACCCCCAUCUGCUUCUCGCGAUGCAGUUCACUGUCGUCGUUGUCCUCUGGUGAUGGAGCGCUGGAUGGACAGAGUGAGAACGAGCUUGAGAGUGACUCUUCAUUGGAGAUAAUUGAAGUGGAGGAUGGAGAAGUAGCGAAGCAAGUCCAAGAGGAUGAAACCUUGGAGGAUCUGAGCGACAGCCAGCUACUGUUAACGGAUUCAAAAACCUUCCCCAGCAAAGACACAGAUCCCACCGGGAUCCCAUCCUCUGAGAAGAAGGAAAAGGUGUUCCUCAGGGGAGCUUCACCGGCAAUAGUCGAAGACAGAUCUCCGUCCAGUUCAUCUGAGAACUACAUCCAUGAAACGCCUCUGGUUUUAAGUCGCUGCAGCUCCGUCAGUUCCCUGGGCAGCUUCGAGUCUCCUUCCAUCGCCAGUUCAAUCCAGAGCGACCCCUGCAGCGAGAUGAUCGAUGGAACAAUAAGCCCCAGUGAUCUCCCAGAUAGCCCCGGGCAAACGAUGCCUCCCAGUCGGAGUAAAACGCCAUGCUGCCUUGAGCCUAAUGGACCAGACGCGCAGACCGCGGGCAUUGCAGGGCAAUGGGAAAACAGCCUAAGGAAGUUCAUGGAGAUCACAGACUCUAAGGAAAGGUUCAACCUUCCUCCCGACCUCGACACUAUGAUCUACUUCACGGUGGAAAAGCCCACCGAAAACUUUUCCUGCGCCUCGAGUUUAAGUGCUCUGCCUCUUCACGAGCACUACAUCCAGAAAGAAGUUGAGCUGAAACUGACGCCCUUACUCCAGCAAAAUGAGAAGAAUCUCCCUUUCCCUGAAGAAGAGGAGCAGGGAUUCGACAACGCGGAGCGGUACAGCGAAGGCAACUCAGACGAUGACAUCGAAAUCCUAAAAGAAUGCAUCAACUCAGCAAUGCCCUCAAAGUUUAGAAAAGUGAGACCAUCUCUGAUGACCACCAUCCCGCCUCAUCUACUCAACUCGCAGAUAAGAAAACCAAUUCAUCUUCCCGUUUACAUGAUGCUCCCGAAUGGAAAAACUCAAAUAUGUCCUGGGAGGAGAAUAGUCAUCCCACAAAAGGACUUCAAACUUGAUGAUUCCUCUUUUACCGAUUCUGCAGAAGGUACACCGGUCAACUUCUCCAGCACGACGUCGCUCAGUGACGACACACUUCAGUACUCAGUGAAGGACAAGGGGGCUAAAGACUGCACGGCCAAAGGUCUGAAUUCAAUGGACAAUGAAGAAAAGAGGAUAGAGGACUUGAGGAUAUUCUCCCAUUUCCAUAAACCGAACAGGAUGACGAACUGCGCAACAGAGGCACAAAUGAAUCGGAUGAGCAAACAUGUGGUUCCCACUCAGAGGGUGCUCAUGCAAAGCAAAGAGGUGGCCGAUAGAGUGGCCAACCAGAAGAAUCGCGAUCAGUCUCCCAAUCAGCAAAAGCGGCGUCAAGGUCAAGGCCCCGUCAGGAAAUUUGAACUGCCUGUAAUAAAGCAAAACCCGGAUGGAAACCUUAAUGCUGGAUCACAGAAAGGAAACACGCUGGUUCGACAAUUGACGCUGUCUUCGGAGGACAGCAACGGCUUCUAUGACGAUGAGAAUAAUGAAGUACGCAAACAAACCAACAGAAAACAGAUGAGGGACGCUAGAAAUACCCUGUCACGAAGCAUGACAAAUAUAGGCAGGGUGGACAAUACCCAAGUAAAGCCCAGAGGCUUUAACAAGAUCAAACAGAGUCUGAUAAGGGAUGAUUCCUUAGCAUGUUACUCGCUCAGCUCGUCUCUCAGUUCGCUCAGCGAUGCGGAAUUUGAGGAUCAGAAAUUGAAAGCUCAGCAAAUAUGGUACAAGAACAGGCACAACAGAUCACUGAACAUGAUGCAACAAAUGAAGCCCGUGACCAUCCACUGCCAAUAUGAGGAGCAGAGCUCGCCGAGCUCGGUCAGCAUGGACUCCGAGGACGACCUCCUUCAAAAGUGCAUAACGUCUGCCAUGCCCAAGCAGAGGCGGAAGAUGGCUGCAAGGAAGAAGAAAGGAAAGAGUGCCCAAAAACAAAGUCAAAGAUCCUCCGAUGGUUGGGACAUGGAUCAGGGCAUGGAUAGUGAUGACACAGCAUGGGAUAACGAUUCAGACCUCAACAGUGUUGAGUGGAGAGCCAUACAAGAAGGUGCCGAUUGUGUUGUCAGUGGGCUGCAGGCAUCAAAGUCUCAGGAGCCGUCUUCUGAAGAGACCGAGUCAGUCUUGUCAUUCAUGUCGACGUCCAGCUUUACGCCAAGAGAAAAGAAGUUUGCAAAAGAGAAAAAAGCUAAUAAGCCUCUGGACUUUGCACAGCGAAAGCCAGUCCCAAACCUGCCGAUGGUUUUUAGAGGCAGGACGGUGAUCUACACUCCGAAAAAAGACACGCCUCCAUCACAAAGACCUCCUCCCAGAAAGGUGCAAACCAAGAUGGAUGCUCCAAAGAACCCAAACCUCGCUCAGCACCGAUCAAAGAGCCUUCACAGACUAGGCUGGCCCCAGGAUAUGGAGCUGUCUCUCCCAAAGAGGAGCUCCACUCCACCUCCAAGAAUACCAAAAAGCUCUUCCUCCGGGUCAUCACAGAGCUCUACGCCAUCCAGACAGUCACACACAAAGAUAACAUCCCCAAUACAGAUAAAUAGAUCCAUCCAGAGAAAGCCAUCUACGCCAGCCAGUAGCCCACCAGCCAGUAGUCCCCCUGAAAGAAGGGGACGGUCUCCUGUUGUGAAUCAACAUGAGAAAUCUCCACCGCCCAAAACUCAGAAGUCACCUGUUCGAAUUCCCUUCAUGCAGACUACAGUCAGGCAAACUAGACCUCUGUCACCGCUAGUGACCAACCAAACAGCCAAUAAGCAGACCGGUCAGGUCAGUGGGAAAAGGAUGCCACCAGGGAACAGAUUUGAUCUUGUCAGGAUGACCUCUGUUCACUCCAGUGGCGGCGAGUCCGAUAGGAGUGGAUUCUUGAGACAGCUGACUUUCAUCAAGGAGUCAAAGACAGCGCUGAGACGGGACGGCUCUCCUCACAAGAGGGGAUGUUCGCAUAGCGGAUCCCCACACAGGACAGGUCCCGGAGCCUCAGCUGUCUUUCUUUGCUCAUCUCGCUGUCAGGAGCUAAAGGCUGCAGCGCAAACCCAGAGAAAGGUGCUGGUGAAAGGUCCUAAUCGAGCACAGUCGGUCCAGAAUCCAAACCCCAACCUCCAGAAGCAAACAGCAAACCUCUCCAGAGCUACAUCCAGUGAAAGGGAUCUAUCUGGAAGACGUCUGUCCAGGAGAACCAGCUCUGAGAGUCCCUGCAGGGCGGCUCAGAGAAACGGGCCUGGAAGAACGCCUGGACUUCGGCAGAAACAGGACAAGGACACCUUCAAACGUCACGCUUCAUCCCCAAGCAUCAAUAUACUGAGUCGAGUGACCAGCCGCUCUUCCCUGCGCUCAUCGUCAUCCGAUUCAAGUGGAAGGGCAAAAAGCGAGGAUGACACAAAGAAGCGAGGUCAAAGAUCCACAUCACGACAUAAUGAUGGGAUCACCUGGAGGAGGAUUAGGGAUGAAGAUGUACCUCAAAUCUUGAAAAGCACCCUACCGGCCAAUGCAUUACCUCUGGUGCCUUCUCCUGACGGGGAAAAGCCAAAGACACCAGCUCUUCCAGGAAAACUGCCCACAAUCGUACUUGCAUCUCGGAAGACGAGUGAUGCGACAGUCCAGACCGAAGACUUCUCAAACAACAAGACUCACUCGAGCACCUCUCCAACGGUCGAACCACUUCCAGUGAUGUUUGAAGAGGAAACGAGACAGGCUCUCCACAAAAACAUCAGCACCAGCUCCGGGGGCAACCGCCAGGACGGCGAGUUGGAUGUCCUACUGAGGAGUCAAGGCACCACAAGCACAUCAGACAACCACGUUGGUGGAGCUGUCACCUUCCGUCAAGGAUCCCCAAGCAAGGCUGCCCGAGUCACUCCAUUUAACUACACCCCCAGCCCCAUGGCCUCCUGCCUGCAGGACAUGCAUAGCCAAGCAGCCACCAUCAAUGAGAAGUCCGGGGGGAAAGCCGAUUCUUAGGGGGAUCCCUGGCUCCAGAAUGAAACUAAGACCUACAUGGACACAUGAGUGCACCGGUCUUAUACCUCUUGUAUUGACCCUUUACUAUUUACUGCAUUCAAGUUUUUCCCCUUUCCGAAAAACUGAUCAAACGCUUCCAUCUACCAUGCGUACAGAAUUGGACGUAUGCAUCUUGACGUGUCAAGAUGAAAACAGACACUUCAAAUGGGAAGGAAAAAAAAGAUCAACAAAAAGCGCAUUUUUUUGUACUUAUUUCUUUUUUUUUGUACUUGUACUAUAAUCACGGCCUGGUAGGAAGUAGAGAAGACAUGAAGCAAAAAAAAACCUUCAUUUCAUUAUGUUAACCAUCAUCAUCUGCUGGAAACGAUUGAUAAGAACAAUCUUAUGCAAGCUUUGAAUGAACUGAACUAUAAACUGAAACGACUGCAGACAGACCAAACAAGGACACCAACCUCACCAAGGACACAACCUCACCAAGGACACAACCUCACCAAGGACACAACCUCACCAAGGUCACCAACCCACCAAGGAAACAACACACCAAGAACAGAGACCCACCAAGGUCACCAACCCACCAAGGAAACAACACACCAAGAACAGAGACCCACCAAGGACACCAACCACACCAAGGAAACAACCCACCAAGGAAACAACCCACCAAGAACAGAGAACCAUCAAGGACACCAACCCCCCAAGGACUCCAACCCACCAAGAACAGAGAACCAUCAAGGACACCAACACACCAAGGAAACAACCCACCAAGAACAGAGACCCACCAAGGACACCAACACACCAAGGAAACAACACACCAAGAACAGAGACCCACCAAGGACUCCAACCCACCAAGCAAACAGCCUCACCAAGGACACAAACCCACCAAGAACAGAGACUCACCAAGGACACCGACCCACCCACUUUUCACCUUUCUGACUAUUCAAAAACUAUGUAUAUGUAGUUGUGUUUUGUUUUUUUUAUUACAGAAACUGCUUUAAAGCUUUGAGCCCUUGUGUUACCAGUCGACCAAAUAUGAUGUUACGAUUCUGGUAGGUUUGGGGACUACCUAGUCAAUGAAAUGGGGGCGAAAGCACCCGGGUUCCUAGUGGUCCAAACGAGAGGAGCUUUGAAAACGAUGAAACCAAAGUUCUUCACGCUCGGUACACCAGUAAGCCCCGUGCUUUGAAACAGCUGCCAACAUGUGGGCGAGGGUAACUUUGCCCAACCAACCAACCAUAUUGUAUUAAGUAAUGCUUUAACACAAGUGUUUGACAGCAGCCGCACCCCAUCUUCUUCACCAAAAAACACUCUUCUUUUCAACCCGUUAAAGACUCUCAGUUCCUCGACCUUCUGCAUCUGUUUGUCUCGGCCAGUAUUGUAAAUAACGUGCAGGUAUACAGAAGCUUCCUGACAGCAUGCUAAUAUAUCCACACACCUGUAAACAUUGUGGGCACUCAUGUUAUUCAGGGGUGAAGUAUUUUCUAAAGCCCGUCUGUAUUCUUGUGCCGUGACGACCUGUAAGCAUACGAACUGUCCGCGAGACGAACCACACGCCUCUGUUAGUGCUGCAGCGUCAUGUUUGUGUUUGCUACUAGAUCCAGGUCCCGUCUGCUACCGAUUUAACGAAAACCGGCCUCGUUAGUGACGGUGGGGCUUCAAGUCUGUACAACAUGUCGAUAUCUGCUUAACUGUGUUGCCCUAAAAAGUAGUGAUAGGUCCAGAAAGAAUAUAAUGACAAUGAAUAUUCUCUUUAAUCGUGCCGUCACUCUUUCAUGUGCGCCUGCAGAGCCGGACGGGCGGAGCUUCGUCUGCAUUUAGGGGCUGUUUGUGCAUAAAAAACGACCUUUUCAAGCCCUGAGGUCUGACGAUUAUACGGUCCUCAAAUCUGUCUUUCAUCAUCAAACAAGCGUUGGUUCAACUCUUCAGCUGCGAAGCAGGAAAAGGGAAGUGAGGAUGUCUGAAACAGUACAUGUAGCCCGCCCCCCUUAGAUCCCAGCCAGUAAAAAUCUUCCAAUUGUCCCUGUUGCUGUGGCAACAUGAUUGGCAGAGUGAGGGAGGGCACGUGGAAAAUAGACGAUCAAAUCUUCAUUACUCUGCAAAUUUGCAAGAAAAAUACGCUUUUUUUUAAUGUCACAAUCCACGUGCUUCACGUUGAAGAUCUGAAAUGUCCUUAUUUAGAUGGCUUUAAAAAGUAGACAGGUCAUUUCAUCUCUCAUUGCUGCUGACCUCUUAGCUUUGUGACCAACAUGCAACAGGAAAUGUAUUAGAGCUCGAUGCACCAUCCAUGAUCAGCGUUCUCCUGCAAAUAUGAGUUUUUAGUCAGAUUUUUUCCCCCUUUAAGACUCAAUUCAGAGUCGACUUCAUUCCGCAGCUCGAAAAACAACCAGAACCUGCAACCACAGAACCAAAAUCACCUCUGAACAAUCACAAAGAUUUGAAAAGAUUUGAAAAGUGGAUUUUUCAAAAGAUAAAACUGAAAGGAGCUGGAUGUUUGAAUGGUAAAAGACAGAUUUAGAGCCGAUAAUCACUUCAUCAGCAGCACGGUCAGGGUCGCUUGGCGUGGCGCCGCCUGAAACGGGCCAAACAACAGACAACAGAGUGUCUUUAUUAAUGUCUUCAUCCAAUAAA